Molecule: messenger RNA, 639 nt
Organism: Bolinopsis microptera
Lineage: Eukaryota; Metazoa; Ctenophora; Tentaculata; Lobata; Bolinopsidae
Exons: 1
Coding region: 1-639 (212 amino acids)
Cellular component (GO): extracellular region
Source: RefSeq, a predicted model, not a curated record
AUGGCAACAAUAAAGCUACUCCUAUCUCUCCUCCCACUCCUCUCCACAAUUGAAGGAGCCUGCAAGUCAGGAGCCCUAAACCAGUUCGAGCUUGCUAUCCUGGACAAGCACAACUCACUACGAACCCUCCACCAGGACACCCCCGACCUGUGCUACGGGGAGAGCGGUGAGGACGUCACCUUCACAGCAGAGUCCUGGGCCCAGGCCAUGGCUAAUGCCAAGACCAUGCAACACAGCACGGGGGGAAGCUAUGGUGAAAAUUUGGCGUACGCUGGAACCACGGGGACAGUCCCUGGACAGGAAGAAGCGUACACGAAAUCCACGCAAGCAUGGUACGACGAGAUUAAAGACUGGGACUUUGGGAAGAGUGCCAGCAAGGGCGGAGUAACGGGGCACUUUACUCAAGUGGUUUGGAAGGCAAGCAAGCAACUGAACUGUGGCUACGCUACAUUCCAGAACCAAUACAACUCCUACUAUGUCGUGUGUCAGUAUUAUCCUCCUGGUAACUACGGUGGUCAGUACGCUGCUGAAGUAACCGGAGUGAAGGAGGAGGGAGAGGGAGGUAGUGGUGCUGGUUUACGGUUUAACAGCGCAGUUACCGCCUUGGUCGUGCUGCUUGUAACCGUGUUGUACUUGUAG